AUGACCACAAGCAUAGUCAUAGCUCAUGGCUCUGGGCAGCUGGUGACCACAAGCAUAGUGCUAGUUCCUGGCUCAGGGCAGAUGGUCUUCGUCCCAUUAUAUACAAGCGCAUCAGAGUACUUUGUAAAUAUGACCGUAAAUGAUUUCAGUCCAGGAAGCAUCAUUGUAAACACAACCGGAGAGUACGAAUACCCCAAUAGUCGGACGGGUAUCGACUUUAUAAACAAUAACUUGACCAGUACUGUUCUGUCUGUGUUUUCAAAUGGACUGAACGCAACUGAACUCAGUUCAACUGCCAGUGUUAAGAAUGUUACAGCUGGGCCUGUGCAGAUAGCAAAUAUAACUCAGAUGGAACCCUAUGUGAAUUGUACUAUAAAUUUUGCUGACUACACUGUGCAGUGCAAUGAGACUUGUAUAUGUGUUGGACCCUGUACUCAGAAUAAUGGUAAUUGCUCGAAUGGCACAACAUGCUACAACCGAGUAAAUGGACCCACUUGCAUUGUAACUUCAGAUAUUACACCAAGUGAUUCCCCAGCCACAGAGCCAUCAACCCUGGCUGAUAGUUCACAUUCUACAGGCAUAACUGAAUCCUCUACAAUGACAGAAUUAUCAAACUCUUCAAGUACAUCUGCCGCUGCAUCUGUGACAGAAUCAGCAACUGCAUCUACAGAGGAAUCAACUCAAAAAACAACAAAACCAGUUGGAUCAACAACAAACAUAGACCCAUCAAAGUUUUCUGGAAUUACAGAAACUCAAGCAUCUAUAAUUAACCACACAACUGAGGUGUCAACCUUAACAGAGUCACAACAGUCUACACCAGCAGAACAAACUUCAACAAACAUAAAAUCAUCAAGCACUUCCAGAACUUCACAAUCGUCCCAUAUUCCACAAACACCAAGUAGAUCCCAAGCCCCAGAGCAAUCAACAGAAUCACAAACAUCAGGAUCUACUCAAAUAACAGAGACAACUGCAUUACCAACAUUUUCCCAAGCCCCAGAGCAAUCAACAGAAUCACAAAAAUCUGAACCUUCUCAAAUAAUAGAGUCAUCUACAUUACCAACAUUUUCACGUUCUCCUGAAUCAUCACAAACAGUAUCUGUGACAGGAUCUGCAACUGCUAAUCUAAUGACUGAUGGCCCAACUUUAACAGAAACAAUACAAACAACUCAAACUUUGGAAUUAUCAACAUUAAUCGGGACAAUUACUUCUGGUAUUACUGAAACCGAGGCAUCACCUGGUUCUCACACAACAGAGGCAUCAUCCUUAUCAGAAUCACCACAUUUCACUCCAACUGUACAUACAUCAACAAUCACGGAGGAAAUACUAAAUACUUCUGGAACAUCACCAGUUGUCCCCACAUCUAGUGCUUCCCAAUCCAAAGUGACAUCAUCCCUCAUAGACACUUCCCAUUCUGCUCAUACAACAGAACCCUCUACAUUGACAGAACUGUCACAUCCAUCUGGUUUAUCACACACUUCAUCUGUGAGCCAGUCAUUGCAAGCUUCUCAUACAACAGAGACUUCAACUUUAACAGAGACUGUGCAAUCAACUAAAGCAAUAGAAUCCACAACAGGAUCAUCCAUUUCUUCAGAAAAUACGGAAAGUCAUGUAACUAGUUCUCCUACAAUCGAAACAUCAACCUUAACAGAGUCACCACAUAUUACUCCAGCAGUACAACCUUCAACAGGCACAGAAACAUCAAGCAUUUCCAGAACUUCACAUUCUUCCCCUGUUACCCAAACACCAAGUAGAUCCCAAGCCCCAGAGCACUCAACAGAAACACAAACAUCAGGAUCUACUCAAAUAACAGAGACAUCUGCAUUACUAACAUUUUCCCAAGCCCUAGAGCAAUCAACAGAAUCACAAAAAUCUGAAUCUUCUCAAAUAACAGAGUCAUCAGCAUUACCAACAUUUUCAGGUUCUCCUGGAUCAUCACAAACAGUAUCUGUGACAGGAUCUGCAACUGCAACUCUAACGACUGAGGGCCCAACUUUAACAGAAACAAUACAAACAACUCAAACUUUGGAGUUAUCAACAUUAAUAGGGACAGUUACUUCUGGUAUUACUGAAACCGAGGCAUCACCUGGUUCUCACACAACAGAGGCAUCAUCCUUAUCAGAAUCACCACAUUUCACUCCAACUGUACAUACAUCAACAAUCAUGGAGGAAAUACCAACUACUUCUGGAACGUCACCAGUUGUCCCUACAUCUAGUGCUUCCCAAUCCAACAUGACAUCAUCCCUCAUAGACACUUCCCAUUCUGCUCAUACAACAGAACCCUCUACAUUGACCGAACUGUCACAUCCAUCUGGUUUAUCACACACUUCAUCUGUGAGCCAGUCAUUGCAAGCUUCUCAUACAACAGAGACUUCAACUUUAACAGAGACUGUGCAAUCAACUAAAGCAAUAGAAUCCACAACAGGAUCAUCCAUUUCUUCAGAAAAUACAGAAAGUCAUGUAACUAGUUCUCCUACAAUCGAAACAUCAACCUUAACAGAGUCACCACAUAUUACUCCAGCAGUACAACCUUCAACAGGCACAGAAACAUCAACCAUUUUCAGAACUUCACAUUCUUCCCCUGUUACCCAAACACCAAGUAGAUCCCAAGCCCCAGAGCAAUCAACAGAAUCACAAACAUCAGGAUUUACUCAAACAACAGAGUCAUCUGCAUUACCAACAUUUUCCCAAGCCCCAGAGCAAUCAACAGAAUCACAAAAAUCUGAACCUUCUCAAAUAAUAGAGUCAUCUACAUUACCAACAUUUUCACGUUCUCCUGAAUCAUCACAAACAGUAUCUGUGACAGGAUCUGCAACUGCUAAUCUAAUGACUGAUGGCCCAACUUUAACAGAAACAAUACAAUCAACUCAAACUUUGGAAUUAUCAACAUUAAUAAGGACAAUUACUUCUGGUAUCACUGAAACCGAGGCAUCACCUGGUUCUCACACAACAGAGGCAUCAUCCUCAUCAGAAUCACCACAUUUCACUCCAACUGUACAUACAUCAACAAUCAUGGAGGAAAUACCAACUACUUCUGGAACGUCACCAGUUGUCCCCACAUCUAGUGCUUCCCAAUCCAAAGUGACAUCAUCCCUCAUAGACACUUCCCAUUCUGCUCAUACAACAGAACCCUCUACAUUGACAGAACUGUCACAUCCAUCUGGUUUAUCACACACUUCAUCUGUGAGCCAGUCAUUGCAAGCUUCUCAUACAACAGAGACUUCAACUUUAACAGAGACUGUGCAAUCAACUAAAGCAAUAGAAUCCACAACAGGAUCAUCCAUUUCUUCAGAAAAUACGGAAAGUCAUGUAACUAGUUCUCCUACAAUCGAAACAUCAACCUUAACAGAGUCACCACAUCUUACUCCAGCAGUACAACCUUCAACAGGCACAGAAACAUCAAGCAUUUCCAGAACUUCACAUUCUUCCCCUGUUACCCAAACACCAAGUAGAUCCCAAGCCCCAGAGCACUCAACAGAAACACAAACAUCAGGAUCUACUCAAAUAACAGAGACAUCUGCAUUACAAACAUUUUCCCAAGCCCCAGAGCAAUCAACAGAAUCACAAAAAUCUGAAUCUUCUCAAAUAACAGAGUCAUCAGCAUUACCAACAUUUUCAGGUUCUCCUGGAUCAUCACAAACAGUAUCUGUGACAGGAUCUGCAACUGCAACUCUAACGACUGAGGGCCCAACUUUAACAGAAACAAUACAAACAACUCAAACUUUGGAGUUAUCAACAUUAAUAGGGACAGUUACUUCUGGUAUUACUGAAACCGAGGCAUCACCUGGUUCUCACACAACAGAGGCAUCAUCCUUAUCAGAAUCACCACAUUUCACUCCAACUGUACAUACAUCAACAAUCAUGGAGGAAAUACCAACUACUUCUGGAACGUCACCAGUUGUCCCUACAUCUAGUGCUUCCCAAUCCAACAUGACAUCAUCCCUCAUAGACACUUCCCAUUCUGCUCAUACAACAGAACCCUCUACAUUGACCGAACUGUCACAUCCAUCUGGUUUAUCACACACUUCAUCUGUGAGCCAGUCAUUGCAAGCUUCUCAUACAACAGAGACUUCAACUUUAACAGAGACUGUGCAAUCAACUAAAGCAAUAGAAUCCACAACAGGAUCAUCCAUUUCUUCAGAAAAUACAGAAAGUCAUGUAACUAGUUCUCCUACAAUCGAAACAUCAACCUUAACAGAGUCACCACAUAUUACUCCAGCAGUACAACCUUCAACAGGCACAGAAACAUCAACCAUUUUCAGAACUUCACAUUCUUCCCCUGUUACCCAAACACCAAGUAGAUCCCAAGCCCCAGAGCAAUCAACAGAAUCACAAACAUCAGGAUUUACUCAAACAACAGAGUCAUCUGCAUUACCAACAUUUUCCCAAGCCCCAGAGCAAUCAACAGAAUCACAAAAAUCUGAACCUUCUCAAAUAAUAGAGUCAUCUACAUUACCAACAUUUUCACGUUCUCCUGAAUCAUCACAAACAGUAUCUGUGACAGGAUCUGCAACUGCUAAUCUAAUGACUGAUGGCCCAACUUUAACAGAAACAAUACAAUCAACUCAAACUUUGGAAUUAUCAACAUUAAUAAGGACAAUUACUUCUGGUAUUACUGAAACCGAGGCAUCACCUGGUUCUCACACAACAGAGGCAUCAUCCUCAUCAGAAUCACCACAUUUCACUCCAACUGUACAUACAUCAACAAUCAUGGAGGAAAUACCAACUACUUCUGGAACGUCACCAGUUGUCCCCACAUCUAGUGCUUCCCAAUCCAAAGUGACAUCAUCCCUCAUAGACACUUCCCAUUCUGCUCAUACAACAGAACCCUCUACAUUGACAGAACUGUCACAUCCAUCUGGUUUAUCACACACUUCAUCUGUGAGCCAGUCAUUGCAAGCUUCUCAUACAACAGAGACUUCAACUUUAACAGAGACUGUGCAAUCAACUAAAGCAAUAGAAUCCACAACAGGAUCAUCCAUUUCUUCAGAAAAUACGGAAAGUCAUGUAACUAGUUCUCCUACAAUCGAAACAUCAACCUUAACAGAGUCACCACAUCUUACUCCAGCAGUACAACCUUCAACAGGCACAGAAACAUCAAGCAUUUCCAGAACUUCACAUUCUUCCCCUGUUACCCAAACACCAAGUAGAUCCCAAGACCCAGAGCACUCAACAGAAACACAAACAUCAGGAUCUACUCAAAUAAUAGAGACAUCUGCAUUACAAACAUUUUCCCAAGCCCCAGAGCAAUCAACAGAAUCACAAAAAUCUGAAUCUUCUCAAAUAACAGAGUCAUCAGCAUUACCAACAUUUUCAGGUUCUCCUGGAUCAUCACAAACAGUAUCUGUGACAGGAUCUGCAACUGCAACUCUAACGACUGAGGGCCCAACUUUAACAGAAACAAUACAAACAACUCAAACUUUGGAGUUAUCAACAUUAAUAGGGACAGUUACUUCUGGUAUUACUGAAACCGAGGCAUCACCUGGUUCUCACACAACAGAGGCAUCAUCCUUAUCAGAAUCACCACAUUUCACUCCAACUGUACAUACAUCAACAAUCAUGGAGGAAAUACCAACUACUUCUGGAACGUCACCAGUUGUCCCUACAUCUAGUGCUUCCCAAUCCAACGUGACAUCAUCCCUCAUAGACACUUCCCAUUCUGCUCAUACAACAGAACCCUCUACAUUGACAGAACUGUCACAUCCAUCUGGUUUAUCACACACUUCAUCUGUGAGCCAGUCAUUGCAAGCUUCUCAUACAACAGAGACUUCAACUUUAACAGAGACUGUGCAAUCAACUAAAGCAAUAGAAUCCACAACAGGAUCAUCCAUUUCUUCAGAAAAUACAGAAAGUCAUGUAACUAGUUCUCCUACAAUCGAAACAUCAACCUUAACAGAGUCACCACAUAUUACUCCAGCAGUACAACCUUCAACAGGCACAGAAACAUCAACCAUUUCCAGAACUUCACAUUCUUCCCCUGUUACCCAAACACCAAGUAGAUCCCAAGCCCCAGAGCACUCAACAGAAACACAAACAUCAGGAUCUACUCAAAUAACAGAGACAUCUGCAUUACCAACAUUUUCCCAAGCCCCAGAGCAAUCGACAGAAUCACAAAAAUCUGAACCUUCUCAAAUAAUAGAGUCAUCUACAUUACCAACAUUUUCACGUUCUCCUGAAUCAUCACAAACAGUAUCUGUGACAGGAUCUGCAACUGGUAAUCUAAUGACUGAUGGCCCAACUUUAACAGAAACAAUACAAUCAACUCAAACUUUGGAAUUAUCAACAUUAAUAGGGACAAUUACUUCUGGUAUUACUGAAACCGAGGCAUCACCUGGUUCUCACACAACAGAGGCAUCAUCCUUAUCAGAAUCACCACAUUUCACUCCAACUGUACAUACAUCAACAAUCAUGGAGGAAAUACCAACUACUUCUGGAACGUCACCAGUUGUCCCCACAUCUAGUGCUUCCCAAUCCAAAGUGACAUCAUCCCUCAUAGACACUUCCCAUUCUGCUCAUACAACAGAACCCUCUACAUUGACAGAACUGUCACAUCCAUCUGGUUUAUCACACACUUCAUCUGUGAGCCAGUCAUUGCAAGCUUCUCAUACAACAGAGACUUCAACUUUAACAGAGACUGUGCAAUCAACUAAAGCAAUAGAAUCCACAACAGGAUCAUCCAUUUCUUCAGAAAAUACGGAAAGUCAUGUAACUAGUUCUCCUACAAUCGAAACAUCAACCUUAACAGAGUCACCACAUAUUACUCCAGCAGUACAACCUUCAACAGGCACAGAAACAUCAAAAAUUUUCAGAACUUCACAUUCUUCCCCUGUUACCCAAACACCAAGUAGAUCCCAAGCCCCAGAGCACUCAACAGAAACACAAACAUCAGGAUCUACUCAAAUAACAGAGACAUCUGCAUUACUAACAUUUUCCCAAGCCCCAGAGCAAUCAACAGAAUCACAAAAAUCUGAAUCUUCUCAAAUAACAGAGUCAUCAGCAUUACCAACAUUUUCAGGUUCUCCUGGAUCAUCACAAACAGUAUCUGUGACAGGAUCUGCAACUCUAACGACUAAGGGCCCAACUUUAACAGAAACAAUACAAACAACUCAAACUUUGGAGUUAUCAACAUUAAUAGGGACAGUUACUUCUGGUAUUACUGAAACCGAGGCAUCACCUGGUUCUCACACAACAGAGGCAUCAUCCUUAUCAGAAUCACCACAUUUCACUCCAACUGUACAUACAUCAACAAUCAUGGAGGAAAUACUAAAUACUUCUGGAACAUCACCAGUUGUCCCCACAUCUGGUGCUUCCCAAUCCAAAGUGACAUCAUCCCUCAUAGACACUUCCCAUUCUGCUCAUACAACAGAACCCUCUACAUUGACAGAACUGUCACAUCCAUCUGGUUUAUCACACACUUCAUCUGUGAGCCAGUCAUUGCAAACUUCUCAUACAACAGAGACUUCAACUUUAACAGAGACUGUGCAAUCAACUAAAGCAAUAGAAUCCACAACAGGAUCAUCCAUUUCUUCAGAAAAUACAGAAAGUCAUGUAACUAGUUCUCCUACAAUCGAAACAUCAACCUUAACAGAGUCACCACAUAUUACUCCAGCAGUACAACCUUCAACAGGCACAGAAACAUCAACCAUUUUCAGAACUUCACAUUCUUCCCCUGUUACCCAAACACCAAGUAGAUCCCAAGCCCCAGAGCAAUCAACAGAAUCACAAACAUCAGGAUUUACUCAAACAACAGAGUCAUCUGCAUUACCAACAUUUUCCCAAGCCCCAGAGCAAUCAACAGAAUCACAAAAAUCUGAACCUUCUCAAAUAAUAGAGUCAUCUACAUUACCAACAUUUUCACGUUCUCCUGAAUCAUCACAAACAGUAUCUGUGACAGGAUCUGCAACUGCUAAUCUAAUGACUGAUGGCCCAACUUUAACAGAAACAAUACAAUCAACUCAAACUUUGGAAUUAUCAACAUUAAUAAGGACAAUUACUUCUGGUAUUACUGAAACCGAGGCAUCACCUGGUUCUCACACAACAGAGGCAUCAUCCUCAUCAGAAUCACCACAUUUCACUCCAACUGUACAUACAUCAACAAUCAUGGAGGAAAUACCAACUACUUCUGGAACGUCACCAGUUGUCCCCACAUCUAGUGCUUCCCAAUCCAAAGUGACAUCAUCCCUCAUAGACACUUCCCAUUCUGCUCAUACAACAGAACCCGCUACAUUGACAGAACUGUCACAUCCAUCUGGUUUAUCACACACUUCAUCUGUGAGCCAGUCAUUGCAAGCUUCUCAUACAACAGAGACUUCAACUUUAACAGAGACUGUGCAAUCAACUAAAGCAAUAGAAUCCACAACAGGAUCAUCAAUUUCUUCAGAAAUUACAGAAAGUCAUGUAACUAGUGCUUCUCCUACAUUUGAAGCAUCAACCUUAACAGAGUCACCACAUAUUACUCCAGCAGUACAACCUUCAACAGGCACAGAAACAUCAAGCAUUUCCAGAACUUCACAUUCUUCCCCUGUUACCCAAACACCAAGUAGAUCCCAAGCCCCAGAGCACUCAACAGAAACACAAACAUCAGGAUCUACUCAAACAACAGAGUCAUCUGCAUUACCAACUUUUUCCCAAGCCCCAGAGCAAUCAACAGAAUCACAAAAAUCAGAAUCUUCUCAAAUAACAGAGUCAUCAGAAUUACCAACAUUUUCAGGUUCUCCUGGAUCAUCACAAACAGUAUCUGUGACAGUAUCUGCAACUGCAACUCUAACGACUGAGGGCCCAACUUUAACAGAAACAAUACAAACAACUGAAACUUUGGAGUUAUCAACAUUAAUAGGAACAAUUACUUCUGGUAUUCCUGAAACCGAGGCAUCACCUGGUUCUCACACAACAGAGGCAUCAUCCUUAUCAGAAUCACCACAUUUCACUCCAACUGUACAUACAUCAACAAUCAUGGAGGAAAUACCAACUACUUCUGGAAUGUCACCAGUUGUCCCUACAUCUAGUGCUUCCCAAUCCAACGUGACAUUAUCCCUCAUAGACACUUCCCAUUCUGCUCAUACAACAGAACCCUCUACAUUGACAGAACUGUCACAUCCAUCUGGUUUAUCACACACUUCAUCUGUGAGCCAGUCAUUGCAAGCUUCUCAUACAACAGAGACUUCAACUUUAACAGAGACUGUGCAAUCAACUAAAGCAAUAGAAUCCACAACAGGAUCAUCAAUUUCUUCAGAAAAUACAGAAAGUCAUGUAACUAGUGCUUCUCCUACAUUUGAAGCAUCAACCUUAACAGAGUCACCACAUAUUACUCCAGCAGUACAACCUUCAACAGGCACAGAAACAUCAAGCAUUUCCAGAACUUCACAUUCUUCCCCUGUUACCCAAACACCAAGUAGAUCCCAAGCCCCAGAGCACUCAACAGAAACACAAACAUCAGGAUCUACUCAAAUAACAGAGUCAUCUGCAUUACCAACAUUUUCCCAAGCCCCAGAGCACUCAACAGAAUCACAAAAAUCAGAAUCUUCUCAAAUAACAGAGUCAUCUGCAUUACCAACAUUUUCAGGUUCUCCUGGAUCAUCACAAACAGUAUCUGUGACAGGAUCUGCAACUGCAACUCUAACGACUGAGGGCCCAACUUUAACAGAAACAAUACAAACAACUCAUACUUUGGAGUUAUCAACAUUAAUAGGGACAAUUAGUUCUGGUAUUACUGAAACUGAGGCAUCACCUGGUUCUCACACAACAGAGGCAUCAUCCUUAUCAGAAUCACCACAUUUCACUCCAACUGUACAUACAUCAACAAUCAUGGAGGAAAUACCAACUACUUCUGGAAUGUCACCAGUUGUCCCCACAUCUGGUGCUUCCCAAUCCAAAGUGACAUCAUCACUCAUAGACACUUCUCAUUCUGCUCAUACAACAGAACCCUCUACAUUGACACAACUGUCACAUCCAUCUGGUUUAUCACACACUUCAUCUGUGAGCCAGUCAUUGCAAGCUUCUCAUACAACAGAGACUUCAACUUUAACAGAGACUGUGCAAUCAACUAAAGCAAUAGAAUCCACAACAGGAUCAUCCAUUUUUUCAGAAAAUACAGAAAGUCAUGUAACUAGUGCUUCUCCUACAUUUGAAGCAUCAACCUUAACAGAGUCACCACAUAUUACUCCAGAAGUACAACCUUCAACAGGCACAGAAACAUCAAGCAUUUCCAGAACUUCACAUUCUUCCCCUGUUACCCAAACACCAAGUAGAUCCCAAGCCCCAGAGCACUCAACAGAAACACAAACAUCAGGAUCUACUCAAAUAAUAGAGACAUCUGCAUUACCAACAUUUUCCCAAGCCCCAGAGCAAUCAACAGAAUCACAAAAAUCUGAACCUUCUCAAAUAAUAGAGUCAACUACAUUACCAACAUUUUCACGUUCUCCUGAAACAUCACAAACAGUAUCUGUGACAGGAUCUGCAACUGCUAAUCUAAUGACUGAUGGCGCAACUUUAACAGAAACAAUACAAACAACUCAAACUUUGGAAUUAUCAACAUUAAUAGGGACAAUUACUUCUGGUAUUACUGAAACUGAGGCAUCACCUGGUUCUUACACAACAGAGGCAUCAUCCUUAUCAGAAUCACCACAUUUCACUCCAACUGUACAUACAUCAACAAUCAUGGAGGAAAUACCAACUACUUCUGGAAUGUCACCAGUUGUCCCUACAUCUAGUGCUUUCCAAUCCAAAGUGACAUCAUCCCUCAUAGACACUUCUCAUUCUGCUCAUACAACAGAACCCUCUACAUUGACAGAACUGUCACAUCCAUCUGGUUUAUCACACACUUCAUCUGUGAGCCAGUCAUUGCAAGCUUCUCAUACAACAGAGACUUCAACUUUAACAGAGACUGUGCAAUCAACUAAAGCAAUAGAAUCCACAACAGGAUCAUCCAUUUCUUCAGAAAAUACAGAAAGUCAUGUAACUAGUUCUCCUACAAUCGAAACAUCAACCUUAACAGAGUCACCACAUAUUACUCCAGCAGUACAACCUUCAACAGGCACAGAAACAUCAAGCAUUUCCAGAACUUCACAUUCUUCCCCUGUUACCCAAACACCAAGUAGAUCCCAAGCCCCAGAGCACGCAACAGAAACACAAACAUCAGGAUCUACUCAAACAACAGAGUCAUCUGCAUUACCAACAUUUUCCCAAGCCCCAGAGCAAUCAACAGAAUCACAAAAAUCAGAAUCUUCUCAAAUAACAGAGUCAUCAGAAUUACCAACAUUUUCAGGUUCUCCUGGAUCAUCACAAACAGUAUCUGUGACAGUAUCUGCAACUGCAACUCUAACGACUGAGGGCCCAACUUUAACAGAAACAAUACAAACAACUCAAACUUUGGAGUUAUCAACAUUAAUAGGAACAAUUACUUCUGGUAUUCCUGAAACCGAGGCAUCACCUGGUUCUCACACAACAGAGGCAUCAUCCUUAUCAGAAUCACCACAUUUCACUCCAACUGUACAUACAUCAACAAUCAUAGAGGAAAUACCAACUACUUCUGGAAUGUCACCAGUUGUCCCUACAUCUAGUGCUUCCCAAUCCAACGUGACAUUAUCCCUCAUAGACACUUCCCAUUCUGCUCAUACAACAGAACCCUCUACAUUGACAGAACUGUCACAUCCAUCUGGUUUAUCACACACUUCAUCUGUGAGCCAGUCAUUGCAAGCUUCUCAUACAACAGAGACUUCAACUUUAACAGAGACUGUGCAAUCAACUAAAGCAAUAGAAUCCACAACAGGAUCAUCAAUUUCUUCAGAAAAUACAGAAAGUCAUGUAACUAGUGCUUCUCCUACAUUUGAAGCAUCAACCUUAACAGAGUCACCACAUAUUACUCCAGCAGUACAACCUUCAACAGGCACAGAAACAUCAAGCAUUUCCAGAACUUCACAUUCUUCCCCUGUUACCCAAACACCAAGUAGAUCCCAAGCCCCAGAGCACUCAACAGAAACACAAACAUCAGGAUCUACUCAAAUAACAGAGUCAUCUGCAUUACCAACAUUUUCCCAAGCCCCAGAGCACUCAACAGAAUCACAAAAAUCAGAAUCUUCUCAAAUAACAGAGUCAUCUGCAUUACCAACAUUUUCAGGUUCUCCUGGAUCAUCACAAACAGUAUCUGUGACAGGAUCUGCACCUGCUAAUCUAACGACUGAGGGCCCAACUUUAACAGAAACAAUACAAACAACUCAUACUUUGGAGUUAUCAACAUUAAUAGGGACAAUUAGUUCUGGUAUUACUGAAACCGAGGCAUCACCUGGUUCUCACACAACAGAGGCAUCAUUCUUAUCAGAAUCACCACAUUUCACUCCAACUGUACAUACAUCAACAAUCAUGGAGGAAAUACCAACUACUUCUGGAAUGUCACCAGUUGUCCCUACAUCUAGUGCUUCCCAAUCCAACGUGACAUCAUCCCUCAUAGACACUUCCCAUUCUGCUCAUACAACAGAACCCUCUACAUUGACAGAACUGUCACAUCCAUCUGGUUUAUCACACACUUCAUCUGUGAGCCAGUCAUUGCAAGCUUCUCAUACAACAGAGACUUCAACUUUAACAGAGACUGUGCAAUCAACUAAAGCAAUAGAAUCCACAACAGGAUCAUCAAUUUCUUCAGAAAAUACAGAAAGUCAUGUAACUAGUGCUUCUCCUACAUUUGAAGCAUCAACCUUAACAGAGUCACCACAUAUUACUCCAGCAGUACAACCUUCAACAGGCACAGAAACAUCAAGCAUUUCCAGAACUUCACAUUCUUCCCCUGUUACCCAAACACCAAGUAGAUCCCAAGCCCCAGAGCACUCAACAGAAACACAAACAUCAGGAUCUACUCAAAUAACAGAGUCAUCUGCAUUACCAACAUUUUCCCAAGCCCCAGAGCAAUCAACAGAAUCACAAAAAUCUGAACCUUCUCAAAUAAUAGAGUCAACUACAUUACCAACAUUUUCACGUUCUCCUGAAACAUCACAAACAGUAUCUGUGACAGGAUCUGCAACUGCUAAUCUAAUGACUGAUGGCGCAACUUUAACAGAAACAAUACAAACAACUCAAACUUUGGAAUUAUCAACAUUAAUAGGGACAAUUACUUCUGGUAUUACUGAAACUGAGGCAUCACCUGGUUCUCACACAACAGAGGCAUCAUCCUUAUCAGAAUCACCACAUUUCACUCCAACUGUACAUACAUCAACAAUCAUGGAGGAAAUACCAACUACUUCUGGAAUGUCACCAGUUGUCCCUACAUCUAGUGCUUUCCAAUCCAAAGUGACAUCAUCACUCAUAGACACUUCUCAUUCUGCUCAUACAACAGAACCCUCUACAUUGACAGAACUGUCACAUCCAUCUGGUUUAUCACACACUUCAUCUGUGAGCCAGUCAUUGCAAGCUUCUCAUACAACAGAGACUUCAACUUUAACAGAGACUGUGCAAUCAACUAAAGCAAUAGAAUCCACAACAGGAUCAUCCAUUUCUUCAGAAAAUACAGAAAGUCAUGUAACUAGUUCUCCUACAAUCGAAACAUCAACCUUAACAGAGUCACCACAUAUUACUCCAGCAGUACAACCUUCAACAGGCACAGAAACAUCAAGCAUUUCCAGAACUUCACAUUCUUCCCCUGUUACCCAAACACCAAGUAGAUCCCAAGCCCCAGAGCACGCAACAGAAACACAAACAUCAGGAUCUACUCAAACAACAGAGUCAUCUGCAUUACCAACUUUUUCCCAAGCCCCAGAGCAAUCAACAGAAUCACAAAAAUCAGAAUCUUCUCAAAUAACAGAGUCAUCAGAAUUACCAACAUUUUCAGGUUCUCCUGGAUCAUCACAAACAGUAUCUGUGACAGUAUCUGCAACUGCAACUCUAACGACUGAGGGCCCAACUUUAACAGAAACAAUACAAACAACUCAAACUUUGGAGUUAUCAACAUUAAUAGGAACAAUUACUUCUGGUAUUCCUGAAACCGAGGCAUCACCUGGUUCUCACACAACAGAGGCAUCAUCCUUAUCAGAAUCACCACAUUUCACUCCAACUGUACAUACAUCAACAAUCAUGGAGGAAAUACCAACUACUUCUGGAACGUCACCAGUUGUCCCUACAUCUAGUGCUUCCCAAUCCAACGUGACAUCAUCCCUCAUAGACUCUUCCCAUUCUGCUCAUACAACAGAACCCUCUACAUUGACAGAACUGUCACAUCCAUCUGUUUUAUCACACACUUCAUCUGUGAGCCAGUCAUUGCAAGCUUCUCAUACAACAGAGACUUCAACUUUAACAGAGACUGUGCAAUCAACUAAAGCAAUAGAAUCCACAACAGGAUCAUCCAUUUCUUCAGAAAAUACAGAAAGUCAUGUAACUAGUGCUUCUCCUACAUUUGAAGCAUCAACCUUAACAGAGUCACCACAUAUUACUCCAGAAGUACAACCUUCAACAGGCACAGAAACAUCAAGCAUUUCCAGAACUUCACAUUCUUCCCCUGUUACCCAAACACCAAGUAGAUCCCAAGCCCCAGAGCACUCAACAGAAACACAAACAUCAGGAUCUACUCAAAUAACAGAGACAUCUGCGUUACCAACAUUUUCCCAAGCCCCAGAGCAAUCAACAGAAUCACAAAAAUCAGAAUCUUCUCAAAUAACAGAGUCAUCAGCAUUACCAACAUUUUCAGGUUCUCCUGGAUCAUCACAAACAGUAUCUGUGACAGGAUCUGCAACUGCAACUCUAACGACUGAGGGCCCAACUUUAACAGAAACAAUACAAACAACUCAAACUUUGGAGUUAUCAACAUUAAUAGGGACAAUUACUUCUGGUAUUACUGAAACCGAGGCAUCACCUGGUUCUCACACAACAGAGGCAUCAUCCUUAUCAGAAUCACCACAUUUCACUCCAACUGUACAUACAUCAACAAUCAUGGAGGAAAUACCAACUACUUCUGGAAUGUCACCAGUUGUCCCUACAUCUAGUGCUUCCCAAUCCAACGUGACAUUAUCCCUCAUAGACACUUCCCAUUCUGCUCAUACAACAGAACCCUCUACAUUGACAGAACUGUCCCAUCCAUCUGGUUUAUCACACACUUCAUCUGUGAGCCAGUCAUUGCAAGCUUCUCAUACAACAGAGACUUCAACUUUAACAGAGACUGUGCAAUCAACUAAAGCAAUAGAAUCCACAACAGGAUCAUCCAUUUCUUCAGAAAAUACAGAAAGUCAUGUAACUAGUGCUUCUCCUACAUUUGAAGCAUCAACCUUAACAGAGUCACCACAUAUUACUCCAGAAGUACAAACUUCAACAGGCACAGAAACAUCAAGCAUUUCCAGAACUUCACAUUCUUCCCCUGUUACCCAAACACCAAGUAGAUCUGAAGCCCCAGAGCACUCAACAGAAACACAAACAUCAGGAUCUACUCAAAUAACAGAGUCAUCUGCAUUACCAACAUUUUCCCAAGCCCCAGAGCACUCAACAGAAUCACAAAAAUCUGAAUCUUCUCAAAUAACAGAGUCAUCUGCAUUACCAACAUUUUCAGGUUCUCCUGGAUCAUCACAAACAGUAUCUGUGACAGGAUCUGCACCUGCUAAUCUAACGACUGAGGGCCCAACUUUAACAGAAACAAUACAAACAACUCAAACUUUGGAAUUAUCAACAUUAAUAGGGACAAUUACUUCUGGUAUUCCUGAAACCGAGGCAUCACCUGGGUCUCACACAACAGAGGCAUCAUCCUUAUCAGAAUCACCACAUUUCACUCCAACUGUACAUACAUCAACAAUCAUGGAGGAAAUACCAACUACUUCUGGAACAUCACCAGUUGUCCCUACAUCUAGUGCUUCCCAAUCCAACGUGACAUCAUCCUUCAUAGACUCUUCCCAUUCUGCUCAUACAACAGAACCCUCUACAUUGACAGAACUGUCACAUCCAUCUGGUUUAUCACACACUUCAUCUGUGAGCCAGUCAUUGCAAGCUUCUCAUACAACAGAGACUUCAACUUUAACAGAGACUGUGCAAUCAACUAACGCAAUAGAAUCCACAACAGGAUCAUCCAUUUCUUCAGAAAAUACAGAAAGUCAUGUAACUAGUGCUUCUCCUAUAUUUGAAGCAUCAACCUUAACAGAGUCACCACAUAUUACUCCAGAAGUACAACCUUCAACAGGCACAGAAACAUCAACCAUUUCCAGAACUUCACAUUCUUCCCCUGUUACCCAAACACCAAGUAGAUCCCAAGCCCCAGAGCACUCAACAGAAACACAAACAUCAGGAUCUACUCAAAUAAUAGAGACAUCUGCAUUACCAACAUUUUCCAAAGCCCCAGAGCAAUCAACAGAAUCACAAAAAUCUGAACCUUCUCAAAUAAUAGAGUCAUCUACAUUACCAACAUUUUCACGUUCUCCUGAAACAUCACAAACAGUAUCUGUGACAGGAUCUGCAACUGCUAAUCUAAUGACUGAUGGCGCAACUUUAACAGAAACAAUACAAACAACUCAAACUUUGGAAUUAUCAACAUUAAUAGGGACAAUUACUUCUGGUAUUACUGAAACUGAGGCAUCACCUGGUUCUCACACAACAGAAGCAUCAUCCUUAUCAGAAUCACCACAUUUCACUCCAACUGUACAUACAUCAACAAUCAUGGAGGAAAUACCAACUACUUCUGGAACGUCACCAGUUGUCCCUACAUCUAGUGCUUCCCAAUCCAACGUGACAUCAUCCCUCAUAGACACUUCCCAUUCUGCUCAUACAACAGAACCCUCUACAUUGACAGAACUGUCACAUCCAUCUGGUUUAUCACACACUUCAUCUGUGAGCCAGUCAUUGCAAGCUUCUCAUACAACAGAGACUUCAACUUUAACAGAGACUGUGCAAUCAACUAAAGCAAUAGAAUCCUCAACAGGGUCAUUCAUUUCUUCAGUAAUUACAUCAAGUCGUACAACCAGUGGUGCAGUGCAACGUUCAACUUCUAAAAGUUCUGCUGCUACCUGUCUUCUUUAUACAAGUGGAGAUAACUGUGAGAAUGGAGACCAUCAUAUAGGUGUCAGACUAGACACAAACAACAUUCCCAAUAAGGUUAUUAAUGUCAUAGUAACAUUAAACAAAAUGUAUACUCCACAACUACAAAAUAAAUCUUCACCAGAGUUCUUGAGUCUAUCAGCUGAAAUUAACCAGCUGAACUCAACAAUGAAAGACCUAAGUGUAUCUUCUGACUCUUCUCCUAUAUCAAAUGUAUCUCAGCUGAAACAAUACAUAACAUGUGCGCUGAACUUUUUCGAUUACAACGUGACCUGUAACAAUCAAUAUUGUGAGUGCAUUGGACCUUGCGCACAGAACACUGAUUACUGUUAUGGCAAUGGCGUGUGUUACAACCGUCAAACUGGAGCAAUCUGCAUAUGUAACAACUCGUACAUGGGGCCGAGAUGUGAAAGUGUAAUUACUACAACAACAGUCACCACAACAGGGAUUGAAAAUUUGUCAACAACAUUAACAGAGUCAUUUGAAACAUCACUGGGUCCAGAGAUCAGUACUACCCAUACAUCAAACUAUUCUACAGAAACACAAAAAACAGCUACUACCGAACUAGAAUCUGAAAGAGCCUCCACCGCUGAGAUGAAUACAGGCAUGCUCUCUUCUACCAUCAAUGAAGAAAUAAGCACAUUAUCUGCAAAGCCUCUCUUCACUUCAACACAUCCAAACCUAUCAGUAUCAUCAUUUACGUCAACAACAAUAACUUCAAGAGGAGCUAGUAGUGUUACCAUAUAUACUUCCGAGACACAAAGUACUAUGGAAAUACCAAUCAUCCCAUCAAAAACAACACCCUCUGAAGAAAGUAAUGCAACUCAAACAACAAAUAUUUCAACACCUACACAGCAAUCUGGUUCUGCAAAUCCAACAUUUGAAAGUGCCUCUACCUCUGAGAUUACACAAGAGACUAGUAGUGUUAACACAUUAACAUCUGAGACACAACGUACUACAGAGCUACCAACCAUCUCAUCAGAGACAACACCAUCUGAAGAAACUAAACCCACUGAAAUAACAAAAAUUUCAACAGUUACACUGAAAUCUGCUUCUGCACAUCCAACACCUGAAAGUGCCUCCACCUCUGAGACUAUUACACAAGAGAAAAUAAGUGUCGCUACAGUAACGUCUGAGACACAAAGUACUACAGAGUUACCAUCCAUGUCAUCAGAGAUAACACCCUCUCAAGAAAUUAAUAUCACUGAAAGAACAAUUUUUCCAACAGUGACACAGCAAUCUGCUUCUGCACAUCCCACAUCUGAAAGUGCCUCCACCUCUGAGAUUAUGACACAAGAGACUAGUAGCAUUACAACAAUAACUUCUGAGACACAAAGUACUACAGAGCUACCAACCAUCUUCUCAGAGACAACACCCUCUCAAGAAAUUAAUAUCACUGAAACAACACGGUUUUCAACAGUAACACAGCAAUCUGCUUCUGCACAUCCAACAUCUGAAAGUGCCUCUACGUCUGAAAUUAUGACAAAAGAGACUAGUAGGGUUGCCAAACUAACAUCUGAGACACAGAGUGCAACUGAUCUCCCAACCAUCACAUCUAUGAUAACACCCUCUCAAGAAACCAAUACAGCUAAAAUAAAUAUUUCAACAUUUACACAGCAAUCUGCUUCUGCACAUCCAACAUCUGAAAGUGCCUCUACCUCUGUGAUUAUGACACAAGAGACUAGUAGUGUUACCACAAUAUCUUCUGAGACACAGAGUACUACAGAGCUACCAACCAUCUCAUCAGAGACAACACUCUCUCAAGAAAUCAAUACCACUGAAAUAACAAAUAUUUCCACAAUAACACAGCAUCCUGCUUCUGCACAACCAACAUCUGAAAGUGCCUCCACCUCUGAGAUUAUUACACAAGAGACUAGUAGAGUUACCAAACUAACAUAUGAGACACAGAGUCCAACUGUACUCCCAACCCUCACAUCUAUGAUAACACCCUCUCAAGAAACCAAUACCACUGAAAUAACAAAUAUGUCAACAGUUACACAGCAAUCUGCUGUUGCACAUCCAACAUCUGAAAGUGCCUCUACCUCUGAUAUUAUGACACAAGAGACUAGUAGUGUUACCACAAUAUCUUCUGAGACACAGAGUACUACAGAGCUACCAACCAUCUCAUCAGAGACAACACCCUCUCAAGAAAUUAAUAUCACUGAAAGUACACAUUUUUCAACAGUAACCCAGCAUCCUGCUUCUGCACAUCCAGCAUCUGAAAGUGCCUCCACCUCUGAGAUUAUUACAGAAGAGACUAGUAGUUUUACCAAACUAACAUCUGAGACACAGAGUGCAACUCUACUCCCAACCAUCACAUCUAUGAUAACAUCCUCUCAAGAAAACAAUACCACUGAAAUAACAAAUAUGUCAACAGUUACAGAGCAAUCUGCUUCUGCCCAUCCAACAUCUGAAAGUGCCUCUACCUCUGUGAUUACACAAGAGACUAGUAGUUUUUCCAAACUAACAUCUGGGACACAAAGUGCAACUGUACUCCCAACAAUCACAUCUACGGUAACACCCUUUCAAGAAACCAAUACCGCUGAAAUAAGAAAUAUUUCCACAGUAACACAGCAAUCUGCUUCUGCACAUCCAACAUCUGAAAGUGCCUCUACCUCUGAGAUUAUUACACAAGAGACUAGUAGAGUUACCAAACUAACAUCUGAGACACAGAGUGCAACUGUACUCCCAACCCUCACAUCUAUGAUAACACCCUCUCAAGAAAUCAAUACCACUGAAAUAACAAAUAUAUCAACAGUUACACAGCAAUCUCCUUCUGCACAACCAACAUCUGAAAGUGCCUCUACCUCUGAGAUUAUGACACAAGAGACUAGUAGUGUUACCACAAUAUCUUCUGAGACACAUAGUACUACAGAGCUACCAACCAUCUCAUCAGAGACAACACUCUCUCAAGAAAUUAAUAUCACUGAAAGUAUACAUUUUUCAACAGUAACACAGCAUCCUGCUUCUGCACAUCUAACAUCUGAAAGUGCCUCUACCUCUGAGAUUAUUAGACAAGAGACUAGUAGUGUUACCACAAUAUCUUCUGAGACACAGAGUACUACAGAGCUACCAACCAUCUCAUCAGAGACAACACCCUCUCAAGAAAUUAAUAUCACUGAAAGUACACAUUUUUCAACAGUAACCCAGCAUCCUGCUUCUGCACAUCCAGCAUCUGAAAGUGCCUCCACCUCUGAGAUUAUUACAGAAGAGACUAGUAGUUUUACCAAACUAACAUCUGAGACACAGAGUGCAACUGUACUCCCAACCAUCACAUCUAUGAUAACAUCCUCUCAAGAAAACAAUACCACUGAAAUAACAAAUAUGUCAACAGUUACAGAGCAAUCUGCUUCUGCCCAUCCAACAUCUGAAAGUGCCUCUACCUCUGUGAUUACACAAGAGACUAGUAGUUUUUCCAAACUAACAUCUGGGACACAAAGUGCAACUGUACUCCCAACAAUCACAUCUACGGUAACACCCUUUCAAGAAACCAAUACCGCUGAAAUAAAAAAUAUUUCCACAGUAACACAGCAAUCUGCUUCUGCACAUCCAACAUCUGAAAGUGCCUCUAUCUCUGAGAUUAUUACACAAGAGACUAGUAGAGUUACCAAACUAACAUCUGAGACACAGAGUGCAACUGUACUCCCAACCCUCACAUCUAUGAUAACACCCUCUCAAGAAAUCAAUACCACUGAAAUAACAAAUAUAUCAACAGUUACACAGCAAUCUCCUUCUGCACAACCAACAUCUGAAAGUGCCUCUACCUCUGAGAUUAUGACACAAGAGACUAGUAGUGUUACCACAAUAUCUUCUGAGACACAUAGUACUACAGAGCUACCAACCAUCUCAUCAGAGACAACACUCUCUCAAGAAAUUAAUAUCACUGAAAGUAUACAUUUUUCAACAGUAACACAGCAUCCUGCUUCUGCACAUCUAACAGCUGAAAGUGCCUCCACCUCUGAGACUAGUAGUGUUACCACAAUAACUUCUGAGACACAAAGUACUAAAGAGCUAGUGACCAUCUCCUCAGAGACAAAACCCUCUGAAGAAAUUAAUAUCACUGAAACAACUAAUGUUUUAACAAUAACACAGCAUCCUGCUUCUGCACAACAAACAUCUGAAAGUGCCUCCACCUCUGAGAUUAUUACACAAGAGACUAGUAGUUUUGCCAAACUAACAUCUGAGACACAGAGUCCAUCUGUACUCCCAACCAUCACAUCUAUGAUAACACCCUCUCAAGAAACGAAUACCGCUGAGAUAAAAAAUAUUUCAACAGUUACACAGCAAUCUGCUUCUGCACAUCCAACACCUGAAAGUGCCUCAACCUCUGAGAUUAUGACACAAGAGACUAGUAGUGCUACAUCAUUAACUUCUGAGAAACACAGUACUACAGAGCUACCAACCAGCUCAUCAGAGACAACACCCUCUCAGGAAAUUAAUAUCACUGAAACAACACAGUUGUCAACAGUAACACAACAUCCUGCUUCUACACAUCCAACAUCUGAAAGUGCCUCUACCUCUGAGUUUAUUACACAAGAGACUAGCAGUUUUACCAAACUAACAUCUGAGACACAGAGUGCAACUGUACUCCCAACCCUCACAUCUAUGAUAACACCCUCUCAAGAAAUCAAUACCACUGAAAUAACAAAUAUAUCAACAGUUACACAGCAAUCUCCUUCUGCACAACCAACAUCUGAAAGUGCCUCUACCUCUGAGAUUAUGACACAAGAGACUAGUAGUGCUACAUCAUUAACUUCUGAGAAACACAGUACUACAGAGCUACCAACCAGCUCAUCAGAGACAACACCCUCUCAAGAAAUUAAUAUCACUGAAACAACACAGUUGUCAACAGUAACACAACAUCCUGCUUCUACACAUCCAACAUCUGAAAGUGCCUCUACCUCUGAGAUUGUGACACAAGAGAUUAGUAGUGUUACCACAAUAUCUUCUGAGACACAGAGUACUACAGAGCUACCAACCAUCUCAUCAGAGACAACACCCUCUCAAGAAAUUAAUAUCACUGAAAGUACACAUUUUUCAACAGUAACCCAGCAUCCUGCUUCUGCACAUCCAGCAUCUGAAAGUGCCUCCACCUCUGAGAUUAUUACAGAAGAGACUAGUAGUUUUACCAAACUAACAUCUGAGACACAGAGUGCAACUGUACUCCCAACCAUCACAUCUAUGAUAACAUCCUCUCAAGAAAACAAUACCACUGAAAUAACAAAUAUGUCAACAGUUACAGAGCAAUCUGCUUCUGCCCAUCCAGCAUCUGAAAGUGCCUCUACCUCUGUGAUUACACAAGAGACUAGUAGUUUUUCCAAACUAACAUCUGGGACACAAAGUGCAACUGUACUCCCAACAAUCACAUCUACGGUAACACCCUUUCAAGAAACCAAUACCGCUGAAAUAAGAAAUAUUUCCACAGUAACACAGCAAUCUGCUUCUGCACAUCCAACAUCUGAAAGUGCCUCUACCUCUGAGAUUAUUACACAAGAGACUAGUAGAGUUACCAAACUAACAUCUGAGACACAGAGUGCAACUGUACUCCCAACCCUCACAUCUAUGAUAACACCCUCUCAAGAAAUCAAUACCACUGAAAUAACAAAUAUAUCAACAGUUACACAGCAAUCUCCUUCUGCACAACCAACAUCUGAAAGUGCCUCUACCUCUGAGAUUAUGACACAAGAGACUAGUAGUGUUACCACAAUAUCUUCUGAGACACAUAGUACUACAGAGCUACCAACCAUCUCAUCAGAGACAACACUCUCUCAAGAAAUUAAUAUCACUGAAAGUAUACAUUUUUCAACAGUAACACAGCAUCCUGCUUCUGCACAUCUAACAUCUGAAAGUGCCUCCACCUCUGAGACUAGUAGUGUUACCACAAUAACUUCUGAGACACAAAGUACUAAAGAGCUAGUGACCAUCUCCUCAGAGACAAAACCCUCUGAAGAAAUUAAUAUCACUGAAACAACUAAUUUUUUAACAAUAACACAGCAUCCUGCUUCUGCACAACAAACAUCUGAAAGUGCCUCCACCUCUGAGAUUAUUACACAAGAGACUAGUAGUUUUGCCAAACUAACAUCUGAGACACAGAGUCCAUCUGUACUCCCAACCAUCACAUCUAUGAUAACACCCUCUCAAGAAAUCAAUACCACUGAAAUAACAAAUAUUUCAACAGUUACACAGCAAUCUGCUUCUGCACAUCCAACACCUGAAAGUGCCUCUACCUCUGAGAUUAUGACACAAGAGACUAGUAGUGCUACAUCAUUAACUUCUGAGAAACACAGUACUACAGAGCUACCAACCAGCUCAUCAGAGACAACACCCUCUCAAGAAAUUAAUAUCACUGAAACAACACAGUUGUCAACAGUAACACAACAUCCUGCUUCUACACAUCCAACAUCUGAAAGUGCCUCUACCUCUGAGAUUGUGACACAAGAGACUAGUAGGGUUACCAAACUAACAUCUGAGACACAGAGUGCAACUGUACUCCCAACCCUCACAUCUAUGAUAACACCCUCUCAAGAAAUCAAUACCACUGAAAUAACAAAUAUUUCAACAGUUACACAGCAAUCUGCUUCUGCACAUCCAACAUCUGAAAGUGCCUCUACCUCUGAGAUUAUGACACAAGAGACUAGUAGUGUUACCACAAUAUCUUCUGAGACACAGAGUACUACAGAGCUACCAACCAUCUCAUCAGAGACAACACCCUCUCAAGAAAUUAAUAUCACUGAAAGUACACAUUUUUCAACAGUAACCCAGCAUCCUGCUUCUGCACAUCCAGCAUCUGAAAGUGCCUCCACCUCUGAGAUUAUUACAGAAGAGACUAGUAGUUUUACCAAACUAACAUCUGAGACACAGAGUGCAACUCUACUCCCAACCAUCACAUCUAUGAUAACAUCCUCUCAAGAAAACAAUACCACUGAAAUAACAAAUAUGUCAACAGUUACAGAGCAAUCUGCUUCUGCCCAUCCAACAUCUGAAAGUGCCUCUACCUCUGUGAUUAUACAAGAGACUAGUAGUUUUUCCAAACUAACAUCUGGGACACAAAGUGCAACUGUACUCCCAACAAUCACAUCUACGGUAACACCCUUUCAAGAAACCAAUACCGCUGAAAUAAGAAAUAUUUCCACAGUAACACAGCAAUCUGCUUCUGCACAUCCAACAUCUGAAAGUGCCUCUACCUCUGAGAUUAUUACACAAGAGACUAGUAGAGUUACCAAACUAACAUCUGAGACACAGAGUGCAACUGUACUCCCAACCCUCACAUCUAUGAUAACACCCUCUCAAGAAAUCAAUACAACUGAAAUAACAAAUAUAUCAACAGUUACACAGCAAUCUCCUUCUGCACAACCAACAUCUGAAAGUGCCUCUACCUCUGAGAUUAUGACACAAGAGACUAGUAGUGUUACCACAAUAUCUUCUGAGACACAUAGUACUACAGAGCUACCAACCAUCUCAUCAGAGACAACACUCUCUCAAGAAAUUAAUAUCACUGAAAGUAUACAUUUUUCAACAGUAACACAGCAUCCUGCUUCUGCACAUCUAACAGCUGAAAGUGCCUCCACCUCUGAGACUAGUAGUGUUACCACAAUAACUUCUGAGACACAAAGUACUAAAGAGCUAGUGACCAUCUCCUCAGAGACAAAACCCUCUGAAGAAAUUAAUAUCACUAAAACAACUAAUUUUUUAACAAUAACACAGCAUCCUGCUUCUGCACAACAAACAUCUGAAAGUGCCUCCACCUCUGAGAUUAUUACACAAGAGACUAGUAGUUUUGCCAAACUAACAUCUGAGACACAGAGUGCAACUGUACUCCCAACCAUCCCAUCUAUGAUAACACCCUCUCAAGAAACGAAUACCGCUGAGAUAACAAAUAUUUCAACAGUUACACAGCAAUCUGCUUCUGCACAUCCAACACCUGAAAGUGCCUCAACCUCUGAGAUUAUGACACAAGAGACUAGUAGUGCUACAUCAUUAACUUCUGAGAAACACAGUACUACAGAGCUACCAACCAGCUCAUCAGAGACAACACCCUCUCAAGAAAUUAAUAUCACUGAAAGUACACAUUUUUCAACAGUAACCCAGCAUCCUGCUUCUGCACAUCCAGCAUCUGAAAGUGCCUCCACCUCUGAGAUUAUUACAGAAGAGACUAGUAGUUUUACCAAACUAACAUCUGAGACACAGAGUGCAACUGUACUCCCAACCUUCACAUCUAUGAUAACAUCCUCUCAAGAAAACAAUACCACUGAAAUAACAAAUAUGUCAACAGUUACAGAGCAAUCUGCUUCUGCUCAUCCAACAUCUGAAAGUGCCUCUACCUCUGUGAUUACACAAGAGACUAGUAGUUUUGCCAAACUAACAUCUGAGACACAGAGUCCAACUGUACUCCCAACAAUCACAUCUAUGAUAACACCCUCUCAAGAAACGAAUACCACUGAGAUAAAAAAUAUUUCCACAGUAACACAGCAAUCUGCUUCUGCACAUCCAACAUCUGAAAGUGCCUCUACCUCUGAGAUUAUUACAGAAGAGACUAGUAGGGUUACCAAACUAACAUCUGAGACACAGAGUGCAACUGUACUCCCAACCCUCACAUCUAUGAUAACACCCUCUCAAGAAAACAAUACCACUGAAAUAACAAAUAUGUCAACAGUUACAGAGCAAUCUGCUUCUGCCCAUCCAACAUCUGAAAGUGCCUCUACCUCAGUGAUUACACAAGAGACUAGUAGUUUUUCCAAACUAACAUCUGGGACACAAAGUGCAACUGUACUCCCAACAAUCACAUCUACGGUAACACCCUUUCAAGAAACCAAUACCGCUGAAAUAAAAAAUAUUUCCACAGUAACACAGCAAUCUGCUUCUGCACAUCCAACAUCUGAAAGUGCCUCUACCUCUGAGAUUAUUACACAAGAGACUAGUAGAGUUACCAAACUAACAUCUGAGACACAGAGUGCAACUGUACUCCCAACCCUCACAUCUAUGAUAACACCCUCUCAAGAAAUCAAUACCACUGAAAUAACAAAUAUAUCAACAGUUACACAGCAAUCUCCUUCUGCACAACCAACAUCUGAAAGUGCCUCUACCUCUGAGAUUAUGACACAAGAGACUAGUAGUGUUACCACAAUAUCUUCUGAGACACAUAGUACUACAGAGCUACCAACCAUCUCAUCAGAGACAACACUCUCUCAAGAAAUUAAUAUCACUGAAAGUAUACAUUUUUCAACAGUAACACAGCAUCCUGCUUCUGCACAUCUAACAUCUGAAAGUGCCUCCACCUCUGAGACUAGUAGUGUUACCACAAUAACUUCUGAGACACAAAGUACUAAAGAGCUAGUGACCAUCUCCUCAGAGACAAAACCCUCUGAAGAAAUUAAUAUCACUGAAACAACUAAUUUUUUAACAAUAACACAGCAUCCUGCUUCUGCACAACAAACAUCUGAAAGUGCCUCCACCUCUGAGAUUAUUACACAAGAGACUAGUAGUUUUGCCAAACUAACAUCUGAGACACAGAGUCCAUCUGUACUCCCAACCAUCACAUCUAUGAUAACACCCUCUCAAGAAACCAAUACCGCUGAGAUAAAAAAUAUUUCAACAGUUACACAGCAAUCUGCUUCUGCACAUCCAACACCUGAAAGUGCCUCAACCUCUGAGAUUAUGACACAAGAGACUAGUAGUGCUACAUCAUUAACUUCUGAGAAACACAGUACUACAGAGCUACCAACCAGCUCAUCAGAGACAACACCCUCUCAAGAAAUUAAUAUCACUGAAACAACACAGUUGUCAACAGUAACACAACAUCCUGCUUCUACACAUCCAACAUCUGAAAGUGCCUCUACCUCUGAGUUUAUUACACAAGAGACUAGCAGUUUUACCAAACUAACAUCUGAGACACAGAGUGCAACUGUACUCCCAACCCUCACAUCUAUGGUAACACCCUCUCAAGAAAUCAAUACCACUGAAAUAACAAAUAUUUCAACAGUUACACAGCAAUCUGCUUCUGCACAUCCAACACCUGAAAGUGCCUCUACCUCUGAGAUUAUGACACAAGAGACUAGUAGUGCUACAUCAUUAACUUCUGAGAAACACAGUACUACAGAGCUACCAACCAGCUCAUCAGAGACAACACCCUCUCAAGAAAUUAAUAUCACUGAAACAACACAGUUGUCAACAGUAACACAACAUCCUGCUUCUACACAUCCAACAUCUGAAAGUGCCUCUACCUCUGAGAUUGUGACACAAGAGACUAGUAGGGUUACCAAACUAACAUCUGAGACACAGAGUGCAACUGUACUCCCAACCCUCACAUCUAUGGUAACACCCUCUCAAGAAAUCAAUACCACUGAAAUAACAAAUAUUUCAACAGUUACACAGCAAUCUGCUUCUGCACAUCCAACACCUGAAAGUGCCUCUACCUCUGAGAUUAUGACACAAGAGACUAGUAGUGCUACAUCAUUAACUUCUGAGAAACACAGUACUACAGAGCUACCAACCAGCUCAUCAGAGACAACACCCUCUCAAGAAAUUAAUAUCACUGAAACAACACAGUUGUCAACAGUAACACAGCAUCCUGCUUCUGCACAUCUAACAUCUGAAAGUGCCUCUACCUCUGAGAUUAUGACACAAGAGACUAGUAGUGUUACCACAAUAUCUUCUGAGACACAGAGUACUACAGAGCUACCAACCAUCUCAUCAGAGACAACACCCUCUCAAGAAAUUAAUAUCACUGAAAGUACACAUUUUUCAACAGUAACCCAGCAUCCUGCUUCUGCACAUCCAGCAUCUGAAAGUGCCUCCACCUCUGAGAUUAUUACAGAAGAGACUAGUAGUUUUACCAAACUAACAUCUGAGACACAGAGUGCAACUGUACUCCCAACCAUCACAUCUAUGAUAACAUCCUCUCAAGAAAACAAUACCACUGAAAUAACAAAUAUUUCAACAGUUACACAGCAAUCUGCUUCUGCACAACCAACAUCUGAAAGUGCCUCUACCUCUGAGAUUAUUAGACAAGAGACUAGUAGUGUUACCACAAUAUCUUCUGAGACACAGAGUACUACAGAGCUACCAACCAUCUCAUCAGAGACAACACCCUCUCAAGAAAUUAAUAUCACUGAAAGUACACAUUUUUCAACAGUAACCCAGCAUCCUGCUUCUGCACAUCCAGCAUCUGAAAGUGCCUCCACCUCUGAGAUUAUUACAGAAGAGACUAGUAGUUUUACCAAACUAACAUCUGAGACACAGAGUGCAACUGUACUCCCAACCAUCACAUCUAUGAUAACAUCCUCUCAAGAAAACAAUACCACUGAAAUAACAAAUAUGUCAACAGUUACAGAGCAAUCUGCUUCUGCCCAUCCAACAUCUGAAAGUGCCUCUACCUCUGUGAUUACACAAGAGACUAGUAGUUUUUCCAAACUAACAUCUGGGACACAAAGUGCAACUGUACUCCCAACAAUCACAUCUACGGUAACACCCUUUCAAGAAACCAAUACCGCUGAAAUAAAAAAUAUUUCCACAGUAACACAGCAAUCUGCUUCUGCACAUCCAACAUCUGAAAGUGCCUCUAUCUCUGAGAUUAUUACACAAGAGACUAGUAGAGUUACCAAACUAACAUCUGAGACACAGAGUGCAACUGUACUCCCAACCCUCACAUCUAUGAUAACACCCUCUCAAGAAAUCAAUACCACUGAAAUAACAAAUAUAUCAACAGUUACACAGCAAUCUCCUUCUGCACAACCAACAUCUGAAAGUGCCUCUACCUCUGAGAUUAUGACACAAGAGACUAGUAGUGUUACCACAAUAUCUUCUGAGACACAUAGUACUACAGAGCUACCAACCAUCUCAUCAGAGACAACACUCUCUCAAGAAAUUAAUAUCACUGAAAGUAUACAUUUUUCAACAGUAACACAGCAUCCUGCUUCUGCACAUCUAACAGCUGAAAGUGCCUCCACCUCUGAGACUAGUAGUGUUACCACAAUAACUUCUGAGACACAAAGUACUAAAGAGCUAGUGACCAUCUCCUCAGAGACAAAACCCUCUGAAGAAAUUAAUAUCACUGAAACAACUAAUGUUUUAACAAUAACACAGCAUCCUGCUUCUGCACAACAAACAUCUGAAAGUGCCUCCACCUCUGAGAUUAUUACACAAGAGACUAGUAGUUUUGCCAAACUAACAUCUGAGACACAGAGUCCAUCUGUACUCCCAACCAUCACAUCUAUGAUAACACCCUCUCAAGAAACGAAUACCGCUGAGAUAAAAAAUAUUUCAACAGUUACACAGCAAUCUGCUUCUGCACAUCCAACACCUGAAAGUGCCUCAACCUCUGAGAUUAUGACACAAGAGACUAGUAGUGCUACAUCAUUAACUUCUGAGAAACACAGUACUACAGAGCUACCAACCAGCUCAUCAGAGACAACACCCUCUCAGGAAAUUAAUAUCACUGAAACAACACAGUUGUCAACAGUAACACAACAUCCUGCUUCUACACAUCCAACAUCUGAAAGUGCCUCUACCUCUGAGUUUAUUACACAAGAGACUAGCAGUUUUACCAAACUAACAUCUGAGACACAGAGUGCAACUGUACUCCCAACCCUCACAUCUAUGAUAACACCCUCUCAAGAAAUCAAUACCACUGAAAUAACAAAUAUAUCAACAGUUACACAGCAAUCUCCUUCUGCACAACCAACAUCUGAAAGUGCCUCUACCUCUGAGAUUAUGACACAAGAGACUAGUAGUGCUACAUCAUUAACUUCUGAGAAACACAGUACUACAGAGCUACCAACCAGCUCAUCAGAGACAACACCCUCUCAAGAAAUUAAUAUCACUGAAACAACACAGUUGUCAACAGUAACACAACAUCCUGCUUCUACACAUCCAACAUCUGAAAGUGCCUCUACCUCUGAGAUUGUGACACAAGAGAUUAGUAGUGUUACCACAAUAUCUUCUGAGACACAGAGUACUACAGAGCUACCAACCAUCUCAUCAGAGACAACACCCUCUCAAGAAAUUAAUAUCACUGAAAGUACACAUUUUUCAACAGUAACCCAGCAUCCUGCUUCUGCACAUCCAGCAUCUGAAAGUGCCUCCACCUCUGAGAUUAUUACAGAAGAGACUAGUAGUUUUACCAAACUAACAUCUGAGACACAGAGUGCAACUGUACUCCCAACCAUCACAUCUAUGAUAACAUCCUCUCAAGAAAACAAUACCACUGAAAUAACAAAUAUGUCAACAGUUACAGAGCAAUCUGCUUCUGCCCAUCCAACAUCUGAAAGUGCCUCUACCUCUGUGAUUACACAAGAGACUAGUAGUUUUUCCAAACUAACAUUUGGGACACAAAGUGCAACUGUACUCCCAACAAUCACAUCUACGGUAACACCCUUUCAAGAAACCAAUACCGCUGAAAUAAGAAAUAUUUCCACAGUAACACAGCAAUCUGCUUCUGCACAUCCAACAUCUGAAAGUGCCUCUACCUCUGAGAUUAUUACACAAGAGACUAGUAGAGUUACCAAACUAACAUCUGAGACACAGAGUGCAACUGUACUCCCAACCCUCACAUCUAUGAUAACACCCUCUCAAGAAAUCAAUACCACUGAAAUAACAAAUAUAUCAACAGUUACACAGCAAUCUCCUUCUGCACAACCAACAUCUGAAAGUGCCUCUACCUCUGAGAUUAUGACACAAGAGACUAGUAGUGUUACCACAAUAUCUUCUGAGACACAUAGUACUACAGAGCUACCAACCAUCUCAUCAGAGACAACACUCUCUCAAGAAAUUAAUAUCACUGAAAGUAUACAUUUUUCAACAGUAACACAGCAUCCUGCUUCUGCACAUCUAACAUCUGAAAGUGCCUCCACCUCUGAGACUAGUAGUGUUACCACAAUAACUUCUGAGACACAAAGUACUAAAGAGCUAGUGACCAUCUCCUCAGAGACAAAACCCUCUGAAGAAAUUAAUAUCACUGAAACAACUAAUUUUUUAACAAUAACACAGCAUCCUGCUUCUGCACAACAAACAUCUGAAAGUGCCUCCACCUCUGAGAUUAUUACACAAGAGACUAGUAGUUUUGCCAAACUAACAUCUGAGACACAGAGUCCAUCUGUACUCCCAACCAUCACAUCUAUGAUAACACCCUCUCAAGAAAUCAAUACCACUGAAAUAACAAAUAUUUCAACAGUUACACAGCAAUCUGCUUCUGCACAUCCAACACCUGAAAGUGCCUCUACCUCUGAGAUUAUGACACAAGAGACUAGUAGUGCUACAUCAUUAACUUCUGAGAAACACAGUACUACAGAGCUACCAACCAGCUCAUCAGAGACAACACCCUCUCAAGAAAUUAAUAUCACUGAAACAACACAGUUGUCAACAGUAACACAACAUCCUGCUUCUACACAUCCAACAUCUGAAAGUGCCUCUACCUCUGAGAUUGUGACACAAGAGACUAGUAGGGUUACCAAACUAACAUCUGAGACACAGAGUGCAACUGUACUCCCAACCCUCACAUCUAUGAUAACACCCUCUCAAGAAAUCAAUACCACUGAAAUAACAAAUAUUUCAACAGUUACACAGCAAUCUGCUUCUGCACAUCCAACAUCUGAAAGUGCCUCUACCUCUGAGAUUAUGACACAAGAGACUAGUAGUGUUACCACAAUAUCUUCUGAGACACAGAGUACUACAGAGCUACCAACCAUCUCAUCAGAGACAACACCCUCUCAAGAAAUUAAUAUCACUGAAAGUACACAUUUUUCAACAGUAACCCAGCAUCCUGCUUCUGCACAUCCAGCAUCUGAAAGUGCCUCCACCUCUGAGAUUAUUACAGAAGAGACUAGUAGUUUUACCAAACUAACAUCUGAGACACAGAGUGCAACUGUACUCCCAACCAUCACAUCUAUGAUAACAUCCUCUCAAGAAAACAAUACCACUGAAAUAACAAAUAUGUCAACAGUUACAGAGCAAUCUGCUUCUGCCCAUCCAACAUCUGAAAGUGCCUCUACCUCUGUGAUUAUACAAGAGACUAGUAGUUUUUCCAAACUAACAUCUGGGACACAAAGUGCAACUGUACUCCCAACAAUCACAUCUACGGUAACACCCUUUCAAGAAACCAAUACCGCUGAAAUAAGAAAUAUUUCCACAGUAACACAGCAAUCUGCUUCUGCACAUCCAACAUCUGAAAGUGCCUCUACCUCUGAGAUUAUUACACAAGAGACUAGUAGAGUUACCAAACUAACAUCUGAGACACAGAGUGCAACUGUACUCCCAACCCUCACAUCUAUGAUAACACCCUCUCAAGAAAUCAAUACAACUGAAAUAACAAAUAUAUCAACAGUUACACAGCAAUCUCCUUCUGCACAACCAACAUCUGAAAGUGCCUCUACCUCUGAGAUUAUGACACAAGAGACUAGUAGUGUUACCACAAUAUCUUCUGAGACACAUAGUACUACAGAGCUACCAACCAUCUCAUCAGAGACAACACUCUCUCAAGAAAUUAAUAUCACUGAAAGUAUACAUUUUUCAACAGUAACACAGCAUCCUGCUUCUGCACAUCUAACAGCUGAAAGUGCCUCCACCUCUGAGACUAGUAGUGUUACCACAAUAACUUCUGAGACACAAAGUACUAAAGAGCUAGUGACCAUCUCCUCAGAGACAAAACCCUCUGAAGAAAUUAAUAUCACUAAAACAACUAAUUUUUUAACAAUAACACAGCAUCCUGCUUCUGCACAACAAACAUCUGAAAGUGCCUCCACCUCUGAGAUUAUUACACAAGAGACUAGUAGUUUUGCCAAACUAACAUCUGAGACACAGAGUGCAACUGUACUCCCAACCAUCCCAUCUAUGAUAACACCCUCUCAAGAAACGAAUACCGCUGAGAUAACAAAUAUUUCAACAGUUACACAGCAAUCUGCUUCUGCACAUCCAACACCUGAAAGUGCCUCAACCUCUGAGAUUAUGACACAAGAGACUAGUAGUGCUACAUCAUUAACUUCUGAGAAACACAGUACUACAGAGCUACCAACCAGCUCAUCAGAGACAACACCCUCUCAAGAAAUUAAUAUCACUGAAAGUACACAUUUUUCAACAGUAACCCAGCAUCCUGCUUCUGCACAUCCAGCAUCUGAAAGUGCCUCCACCUCUGAGAUUAUUACAGAAGAGACUAGUAGUUUUACCAAACUAACAUCUGAGACACAGAGUGCAACUGUACUCCCAACCUUCACAUCUAUGAUAACAUCCUCUCAAGAAAACAAUACCACUGAAAUAACAAAUAUGUCAACAGUUACAGAGCAAUCUGCUUCUGCUCAUCCAACAUCUGAAAGUGCCUCUACCUCUGUGAUUACACAAGAGACUAGUAGUUUUGCCAAACUAACAUCUGAGACACAGAGUCCAACUGUACUCCCAACAAUCACAUCUAUGAUAACACCCUCUCAAGAAACGAAUACCACUGAGAUAAAAAAUAUUUCCACAGUAACACAGCAAUCUGCUUCUGCACAUCCAACAUCUGAAAGUGCCUCUACCUCUGAGAUUAUUACACAAGAGACUAGUAGAGUUACCAAACUAACAUCUGAGACACAGAGUGCAACUGUACUCCCAACCCUCACAUCUAUGAUAACACCCUCUCAAGAAAACAAUACCACUGAAAUAACAAAUAUGUCAACAGUUACAGAGCAAUCUGCUUCUGCCCAUCCAACAUCUGAAAGUGCCUCUACCUCAGUGAUUACACAAGAGACUAGUAGUUUUUCCAAACUAACAUCUGGGACACAAAGUGCAACUGUACUCCCAACCCUCACAUCUAUGAUAACACCCUCUCAAGAAAACAAUACCACUGAAAUAACAAAUAUUUCAACAGUUACAGAGCAAUCUGCUUCUGCCCAUCCAACAUCUGAAAGUGCCUCUACCUCAGUGAUUACACAAGAGACUAGUAGUUUUUCCAAACUAACAUCUGGGACACAAAGUGCAACUGUACUCCCAACCCUCACAUCUAUGAUAACACCCUCUCAAGAAAACAAUACCACUGAAAUAACAAAUAUUUCAACAGUAACACAGCAAUCUGCUUCUGCACAUCCAACAUCUGAAAGUGCCUCUACCUCUGAGAUUGUGACACAAGAGACUAGUAGUGUUACCACAAUAUCUUCUGAGACACAGAGUACUACAGAGAUACCAACCAGCUCAUCAGAGACAACACCCUCUCAAGAAAUUAAUAUCACUGAAACAACACAGUUGUCAACAGUAACACAACAUCCUGCUUCUACACAUCCAACAUCUGAAAGUGCCUCUACCUCUGAGAUUGUGACACAAGAGAUUAGUAGUGUUACCACAAUAUCUUCUGAGACACAGAGUACUACAGAGCUACCAACCAUCUCAUCAGAGACAACACCCUCUCAAGAAAUUAAUAUCACUGAAAGUACACAUUUUUCAACAGUAACCCAGCAUCCUGCUUCUGCACAUCCAGCAUCUGAAAGUGCCUCCACCUCUGAGAUUAUUACACAAGAGACUAGUAGUUUUACCAAACUAACAUCUGAGACACAGAGUGCAACUGUACUCCCAACCAUCACAUCUAUGAUAACAUCCUCUCAAGAAAACAAUACCACUGAAAUAACAAAUAUGUCAACAGUUACAGAGCAAUCUGCUUCUGCCCAUCCAACAUCUGAAAGUGCCUCUACCUCUGUGAUUACACAAGAGACUAGUAGUUUUUCCAAACUAACAUCUGGGACACAAAGUGCAACUGUACUCCCAACAAUCACAUCUACGGUAACACCCUUUCAAGAAACCAAUACCGCUGAAAUAAGAAAUAUUUCCACAGUAACACAGCAAUCUGCUUCUGCACAUCCAACAUCUGAAAGUGCCUCUACCUCUGAGAUUAUUACACAAGAGACUAGUAGAGUUACCAAACUAACAUCUGAGACACAGAGUGCAACUGUACUCCCAACCCUCACAUCUAUGAUAACACCCUCUCAAGAAAUCAAUACCACUGAAAUAACAAAUAUAUCAACAGUUACACAGCAAUCUCCUUCUGCACAACCAACAUCUGAAAGUGCCUCUACCUCUGAGAUUAUGACACAAGAGACUAGUAGUGUUACCACAAUAUCUUCUGAGACACAUAGUACUACAGAGCUACCAACCAUCUCAUCAGAGACAACACUCUCUCAAGAAAUUAAUAUCACUGAAAGUAUACAUUUUUCAACAGUAACACAGCAUCCUGCUUCUGCACAUCUAACAUCUGAAAGUGCCUCCACCUCUGAGACUAGUAGUGUUACCACAAUAACUUCUGAGACACAAAGUACUAAAGAGCUAGUGACCAUCUCCUCAGAGACAAAACCCUCUGAAGAAAUUAAUAUCACUGAAACAACUAAUUUUUUAACAAUAACACAGCACCCUGCUUCUGCACAACAAACAUCUGAAAGUGCCUCCACCUCUGAGAUUAUUACACAAGAGACUAGUAGUUUUGCCAAACUAACAUCUGAGACACAGAGUCCAUCUGUACUCCCAACCAUCACAUCUAUGAUAACACCCUCUCAAGAAACCAAUACCGCUGAGAUAAAAAAUAUUUCAACAGUUACACAGCAAUCUGCUUCUGCACAUCCAACACCUGAAAGUGCCUCAACCUCUGAGAUUAUGACACAAGAGACUAGUAGUGCUACAUCAUUAACUUCUGAGAAACACAGUACUACAGAGCUACCAACCAGCUCAUCAGAGACAACACCCUCUCAGGAAAUUAAUAUCACUGAAACAACACAGUUGUCAACAGUAACACAACAUCCUGCUUCUACACAUCCAACAUCUGAAAGUGCCUCUACCUCUGAGUUUAUUACACAAGAGACUAGCAGUUUUACCAAACUAACAUCUGAGACACAGAGUGCAACUGUACUCCCAACCCUCACAUCUAUGGUAACACCCUCUCAAGAAAUCAAUACCACUGAAAUAACAAAUAUUUCAACAGUUACACAGCAAUCUGCUUCUGCACAUCCAACACCUGAAAGUGCCUCUACCUCUGAGAUUAUGACACAAGAGACUAGUAGUGCUACAUCAUUAACUUCUGAGAAACACAGUACUACAGAGCUACCAACCAGCUCAUCAGAGACAACACCCUCUCAAGAAAUUAAUAUCACUGAAACAACACAGUUGUCAACAGUAACACAACAUCCUGCUUCUACACAUCCAACAUCUGAAAGUGCCUCUACCUCUGAGAUUGUGACACAAGAGACUAGUAGGGUUACCAAACUAACAUCUGAGACACAGAGUGCAACUGUACUCCCAACCCUCACAUCUAUGAUAACACCCUCUCAAGAAAUCAAUACCACUGAAAUAACAAAUAUUUCAACAGUUACACAGCAAUCUGCUUCUGCACAUCCAACAUCUGAAAGUGCCUCUACCUCUGAGAUUAUGACACAAGAGACUAGUAGUGUUACCACAAUAUCUUCUGAGACACAGAGUACUACAGAGCUACCAACCAUCUCAUCAGAGACAACACUCUCUCAAGAAAUUAAUAUCACUGAAAGUACACAUUUUUCAACAGUAACCCAGCAUCCUGCUUCUGCACAUCCAGCAUCUGAAAGUGCCUCCACCUCUGAGAUUAUUACAGAAGAGACUAGUAGUUUUACCAAACUAACAUCUGAGACACAGAGUGCAACUGUACUCCCAACCAUCACAUCUAUGAUAACAUCCUCUCAAGAAAACAAUACCACUGAAAUAACAAAUAUGUCAACAGUUACAGAGCAAUCUGCUUCUGCCCAUCCAACAUCUGAAAGUGCCUCUACCUCUGUGAUUAUACAAGAGACUAGUAGUUUUUCCAAACUAACAUCUGGGACACAAAGUGCAACUGUACUCCCAACAAUCACAUCUACGGUAACACCCUUUCAAGAAACCAAUACCGCUGAAAUAAGAAAUAUUUCCACAGUAACACAGCAAUCUGCUUCUGCACAUCCAACAUCUGAAAGUGCCUCUACCUCUGAGAUUAUUACACAAGAGACUAGUAGAGUUACCAAACUAACAUCUGAGACACAGAGUGCAACUGUACUCCCAACCCUCACAUCUAUGAUAACACCCUCUCAAGAAAUCAAUACAACUGAAAUAACAAAUAUAUCAACAGUUACACAGCAAUCUCCUUCUGCACAACCAACAUCUGAAAGUGCCUCUACCUCUGAGAUUAUGACACAAGAGACUAGUAGUGUUACCACAAUAUCUUCUGAGACACAUAGUACUACAGAGCUACCAACCAUCUCAUCAGAGACAACACUCUCUCAAGAAAUUAAUAUCACUGAAAGUAUACAUUUUUCAACAGUAACACAGCAUCCUGCUUCUGCACAUCCAGCAUCUGAAAGUGCCUCCACCUCUGAGACUAGUAGUGUUACCACAAUAACUUCUGAGACACAAAGUACUAAAGAGCUAGUGACCAUCUCCUCAGAGACAAAACCCUCUGAAGAAAUUAAUAUCACUAAAACAACUAAUUUUUUAACAAUAACACAGCAUCCUGCUUCUGCACAACAAACAUCUGAAAGUGCCUCCACCUCUGAGAUUAUUACACAAGAGACUAGUAGUUUUGCCAAACUAACAUCUGAGACACAGAGUGCAACUGUACUCCCAACCAUCCCAUCUAUGAUAACACCCUCUCAAGAAACGAAUACCGCUGAGAUAACAAAUAUUUCAACAGUUACACAGCAAUCUGCUUCUGCACAUCCAACACCUGAAAGUGCCUCAACCUCUGAGAUUAUGACACAAGAGACUAGUAGUGCUACAUCAUUAACUUCUGAGAAACACAGUACUACAGAGCUACCAACCAGCUCAUCAGAGACAACACCCUCUCAAGAAAUUAAUAUCACUGAAAGUACACAUUUUUCAACAGUAACCCAGCAUCCUGCUUCUGCACAUCCAGCAUCUGAAAGUGCCUCCACCUCUGAGAUUAUUACAGAAGAGACUAGUAGUUUUACCAAACUAACAUCUGAGACACAGAGUGCAACUGUACUCCCAACCUUCACAUCUAUGAUAACAUCCUCUCAAGAAAACAAUACCACUGAAAUAACAAAUAUGUCAACAGUUACAGAGCAAUCUGCUUCUGCUCAUCCAACAUCUGAAAGUGCCUCUACCUCUGUGAUUACACAAGAGACUAGUAGUUUUGCCAAACUAACAUCUGAGACACAGAGUCCAACUGUACUCCCAACCAUCACAUCUAUGAUAACACCCUCUCAAGAAACGAAUACCACUGAGAUAAAAAAUAUUUCCACAAGACUAGUAGAGUUACCAAACUAA
Molecule: messenger RNA, 38217 nt
Organism: Pseudophryne corroboree (corroboree frog)
Lineage: Eukaryota; Metazoa; Chordata; Amphibia; Anura; Myobatrachidae
Product: mucin-3B-like
Exons: 10
Coding region: 1-38217 (12738 amino acids)
Source: RefSeq, a predicted model, not a curated record